AUGGCUCAUUUACAACUUACGGGAAAAACAAUUCCUGUAGAUCACAGCCGAGAAAGAUACAUGAUCAUGAAGAAAAUUGGUAUUGCCUCUGAUGCAAAUGUCUACAAAGCUGUGUACUUGCCGGGAUAUCUUCGGGCGGAGCAGAGACUUGCAAAGGCGCCCCAGUAUGUUUCUGUGAAGGCAAUCCCCUUUGGGAGAGGAACUCGUGCAUUUGAUCUAGAAAUCAGAAGAAGUGUUAUUUCUUCGAUCCCUGGUGCGGAAAAUAUAGUUGAAAUAAAGAAAAAAUUCUACUCGAAUGACACCUUCUUAUGUGCUUCGAUGGCCUAUAUGUCUGAAGGAUCACUCCGGUACAUAAUGAGUAAAUGGUUUACACGUGGGUUGCCGGAAGAUUGCAUUGCUAUUGCUCUUCGAGAAACCCUUAAGGGUCUCUCUUAUCUGCAUGGACGCCGUCGUGUGCAUGGAAAAAUCGACGCCGGCCAGAUUUUUGUGAAUGGAAAUUCGAAUGGGGUCACCAUUAAACUGGGUUUUGCAGCUUCCAUGUAUGAACAUGAUCAAGAAAGAUGGAACCCUAUAGCAAUGCCUUCAACUUCGACUCUACCAUUGAGGGAUAUAACAAAAUGGGGUACUGCGCCUGAGGAUUUCUCGGCGGAAGGGAGUAGUAGAUACAAUUAUAAGCCUCAUUCUGAUAUAUGGUUGGUUGGAAUUACAGCAGUGGAAUUGGCUUAUGGGUAUUUUCCGGUGAGGAAUAGGGCGGAGUUUGAGGCGGUGAUUGAAGAAAUAACCAAGAAAAAAAUACUGCCCACGAUUGAAAGGUUCAAAAAGAUUACUGAUAAGGAGAAAGUGAAAGGAAAGGGAAAACGGGUUAUGAAAUUCUUGGAGAAGAAGUUGAAAUCACUGGCUGCGAAAAGAGAGAAAAAGGAGCGGCAAUUCUCACCGGAGUUUGAAGAAGUGUUGGUGAAAUGCCUUUCGAGGAAGCCGGCGAAGCGGCCGACGGUGGAUCAGCUUCUACAGUUUGAGUUUUUUCAAAAGAGCAAGGACUUGAAAUUCUUUCAAAGGGCUGUGGUGAAUCGCAAGAAAGUAAUGGAAAACUGA
This is a messenger RNA of Fraxinus pennsylvanica, 1092 nucleotides long. The record is from the annotation of a GenBank genome assembly. Lineage: Eukaryota; Viridiplantae; Streptophyta; Magnoliopsida; Lamiales; Oleaceae.